AUGGCUUCCUCUUGUGCUUCCUCUGCCAUUGCAGCUGUUGCCAUCUCCACUCCAAGUUCCCAGAAGAAUGGAUCACUCUUGGGAACCACAAAAGCUUCUUUCCUCAGUGGGAGGAAACUGAAGGUGAACAGUUUUACAGCCCCAGUUGGAGCACGAUCCAGCACUACUGUGUGUGCAGUUGCUGACCCUGAUAGACCUCUGUGGUUUCCCGGAAGCACCCCUCCUCCAUGGCUAGAUGGCAGUUUGCCAGGAGAUUUUGGGUUUGAUCCUCUCGGUCUUGGAUCUGAUCCUGAGAGCCUGAGGUGGAAUGUUCAGGCAGAGCUUGUGCAUUGCAGAUGGGCCAUGUUGGGUGCUGCUGGCAUUUUCAUCCCAGAAUUCCUCACAAAGAUUGGUGUCCUUAACACCCCUUCAUGGUACACUGCUGGAGAGUUGGAGUACUUCACAGAUACUACGACACUCUUCAUAGUUGAGCUCUUUUUCAUUGGGUGGGCUGAGGGUAGAAGGUGGGCUGACAUCAUCAAGCCCGGCAGUGUCAACACUGAUCCCAUCUUUCCCAACAACAAGCUCACAGGAACUGAUGUUGGGUACCCAGGUGGGCUUUGGUUUGAUCCACUUGGCUGGGGAAGUGGUUCUCCUGAGAAGAUCAAGGAGUUGAGAACAAAGGAGAUCAAGAAUGGGAGGUUGGCCAUGUUGGCUGUGAUGGGUGCAUGGUUCCAGCACAUAUACACUGGGACUGGUCCUAUUGACAACCUCUUUGCUCACCUUGCAGAUCCAGGCCAUGCUACUAUUUUUGCUGUAAGUUCACUCAACAACUAG
Sphenostylis stenocarpa is the source of this 816-nucleotide messenger RNA. Lineage: Eukaryota; Viridiplantae; Streptophyta; Magnoliopsida; Fabales; Fabaceae. The record is from the annotation of a GenBank genome assembly.